Messenger RNA from Pseudonaja textilis, 6998 nucleotides. RefSeq names its product adenylate cyclase 5 (gene ADCY5). Gene Ontology annotation, molecular function: adenylate cyclase activity. NCBI's taxonomy places the organism in Eukaryota, Metazoa, Chordata, Lepidosauria, Squamata, Elapidae. The record is from RefSeq and is a predicted model, not a curated record. Gene Ontology annotation, biological process: cAMP biosynthetic process; intracellular signal transduction; adenylate cyclase-activating G protein-coupled receptor signaling pathway. Gene Ontology annotation, cellular component: plasma membrane.
UCUCCUGCCCUCGCUUCCACCCUCCCGUUCAUUGGUGGAGAGAUGCUAUUUGGAAGAGCCGGAGAGAUGCCGUUUGGUUCUGUGUCAUGAACCACCCAAUGUCUUCUGGUUGAUUUCCCUCCCACCCUCUUGUUGGUUUCCUGGAAUUCCUGCCUUUCCUCUGCUGCCCCAGCAGGGCAUGUCCCGCUCCAACAGCGUAAGCCCUCCGGGGUUUGGAGUUUCUGCUGCGCCCAGGGGUGGAGGGGCAGAGCCACAUCGCUCUGCCUGGGGAGAAGCUGAAUCCAGAGCCAAUGGCUACUCCUACCCUCUCCCUACCAGGGCCUCAGUCAAGGAAUCUUCCAGAAUGGUGAGCAGGUGGAGGAAUGAGGAGGAGUAUGACCUUCCAGUUAGCAGGAACCAUGGGGUAAGUGGCUGCAGGAUGAUGAGCUUCAGGUCCAAAUCUGCUUGGCAGGAUCGUAGUGGAGACAACAGACAGCACUCCUGUCGGGCAGGAGAUCCCUCCCUUGCCCCAAGUCCAAGACACUAUGGUAGUGAGCAGGGUGAGGUGCAUCCACGUUCUGUGGAGCUGGGACUGGAGGAGAAACGGAUCAAGGCCAAGAUGGACGAGCUGGAGGAGGAGGAGGAGGAGCAGGGGGGUGAUGAAGUGGGUUCCGAGAUGAUCUUCUCAAUGGGCAGCUGUUGUGGAAGCCUGCUGCAGAUCUUCAGGUCUAAGAAAUUCCAGUCAGAGAAGUUGGAGCACCUCUACCAGCGGUAUUUUUUCCGUCUCAACCAGAGCAGCCUGACCAUGCUGAUGGCAGUGCUAGUCUUGGUGUGCCUGGUCAUGCUGCUCUUCCACACUGGUCAUGGCCAUUACCAAGUGCCCUACGUGGUGGUGCUGUCCCUGGCCAUCCUGCUAAUGGUGUCCCUGGGGGCCAUCUGCAACCGCAAUGAUUUCCACCAGGACCACAUGUGGCUCAUGUGCUACUCUGUCAUCCUUGUGGUGUUAGCUGUGCAAGUGGUUGGCUGCUUGCUAAUGCAGCCCAGAAGUGCAUCAGAGGGCAUCUGGUGGACCAUCUUUUUUAUCUACAGCAUCUACACUUUGCUACCCAUCAGGAUGAGGGCAGCAGUCAUCAGUGGUGUGGUAUUGUCUGCCAUCCACCUGGCCAUUUCUCUCAAAAUCAAUGCAGAAGACAAAGUCUUAUUACGACAGCUGGUGUCCAACAUCCUCAUCUUCAUCUGCACAAACAUUGUAGGGGUGUGUACACACUAUCCAGCUGAGGUGUCCCAAAGACAGGCCUUUCAGGAAACAAGGGAAUGCAUUCAAGCUCGCCUACAUUCUCAGAGAGAAAACCAGCAACAGGAGCGUCUCCUGCUUUCUGUACUGCCUCGCCAUGUUGCCAUGGAGAUGAAAGCUGACAUUAAUGCCAAAAAAGAAGAUAUGAUGUUUCAUAAAAUUUAUAUCCAGAAACAUGACAAUGUCAGCAUCCUCUUCGCAGACAUUGAGGGUUUUACCAGUCUCGCUUCCCAGUGUACUGCUCAGGAGUUGGUCAUGACACUGAAUGAACUCUUCGCCAGAUUUGAUAAGCUUGCUGCUGAGAAUCACUGUUUACGUAUAAAAAUCUUAGGUGACUGCUAUUACUGUGUAUCUGGAUUACCUGAGGCCAGAGCAGAUCAUGCACACUGCUGUGUUGAAAUGGGAAUGGAUAUGAUAGAAGCCAUUUCAUUAGUACGAGAAGUGACGGGUGUCAAUGUGAAUAUGCGAGUUGGAAUCCACAGCGGGAGAGUCCACUGCGGAGUUUUGGGCCUCAGGAAAUGGCAGUUUGAUGUGUGGUCAAAUGAUGUCACAUUAGCCAAUCACAUGGAAGCCGGUGGCAAAGCAGGGCGAAUCCACAUAACAAAAGCUACGCUAAACUACCUGAAUGGUGAUUAUGAAGUGGAGUUGGGCUUUGGAGGGGAACGCAAUGCUUACCUCAAGGAGCAUAGUAUAGAGACUUUCCUCAUUGUCCAAUGCAGCCAAAAACGGAAAGAUGAGAAAGCAACAAUAGCAAAAAUGAAUCGCCAGCGUACUAAUUCUAUUGGUCACAACCCACCUCACUGGGGAGUAGAUCGCUCUUUUUAUAACCACUUAAGCACCAGUCAAGUUUCUAAAGAGAUGAAAAGAAUGGGUUUUGAAGAUCCAAAAGACAAGAAUAUCCAGGAAAACAUGAAUCCAGAAGAUGAGGUAGAUGAGUUUCUGGGUCGUGCAAUUGAUGCAAGAAGUAUUGAUCGGUUACGUUCAGAACAUGUUCGCAAGUUUCUGUUAACGUUCAGGGAACUUGAUUUGGAGAAAAAGUAUUCCAAACAGGUGGAUGAUCGAUUUGGUGCAUAUGUGGCUUGUGCUUCCCUAGUCUUCCUCUUCAUUUGCUUUGUUCAGAUCACAAUAGUGCCGCACUCAGUGUUCAUGCUGGCGUUUUACCUAUCCUGUUUUGUGAUAUUGACCACACUAGUGUUUGUUUCAGUCAUUUACUCCUGUGUAAAGCUGUUUCCAGGUCCACUCCAGACUCUUUCACGGAAAAUUGUUCAGUGCAAGACCAAUAACACCCUAGUCGGAGUCUUCACUGUUGUAUUAGUUUUCCUCUCGGCCUUUGUCAAUAUGUUCACCUGUAGUACUGUGGACCUUCGUGACUGUAUAGCUGCAGAGUAUAAUCUCACUCCCCCUCAGGUGAAUUCGUGCCAUGUUGGCUAUUCCAAUUAUAGCCUGGAAACCACAGAAGGAUUCUGUGCUACUUCCCAGCCAAACUGUAACUUUCCAGAGUACUUUACCUACAGUGUUUUACUGACCCUUCUGGCCUGCUCCGUGUUCCUUCAGAUCAGCUGCAUCGGGAAACUCAUUUUGAUGUUGAUUAUUGAAUUUAUAUAUGUCCUCAUUGUGGAAGUGCCAGGCCUUACUCUCUUCGAUAAUGCAGACCUUCUGGUUACAGCCAACGCCAUUGUGUUUUCCAAUGAGACUGAGAAUGGGAUAUGUCCUUCCCAUGUGUCCAGGGUUGCUUUGAAGAUUGUAACCCCUGUUGUCAUCACUGUUUUUGUCUUGGCGGUCUAUCUACAUGCACAGCAGGUGGAAUCCACAGCGAGGUUGGAUUUCCUUUGGAAGCUUCAGGCUACUGAAGAAAAGGAGGAGAUGGAGGAGCUGCAGGCCUACAACAGACGGCUUCUCCAUAAUAUCUUGCCAAAGGAUGUAGCAGCCCACUUCCUUGCACAGGAACGGAGAAACGAUGAACUGUAUUACCAGUCCUGUGAAUGUGUUGCUGUCAUGUUUGCUUCCAUCAGCAACUUCUCAGAAUUCUACGUGGAGUUAGAGGCCAACAAUGAAGGGGUGGAGUGCUUGAGGCUCCUCAAUGAAAUCAUUGCUGACUUCGACGAGAUAAUCAGUGAAGACCAAUUUCGACAGCUGGAAAAGAUCAAAACAAUAGGGAGCACAUAUAUGGCUGCUUCGGGUCUUAAUGAUUCCACCUAUGACAAGGUGGGCAAAACACAUAUCAAGGCCCUGGCGGACUUUGCAAUGAGGUUAAUGGAUCAAAUGAAAUACAUCAACGAGCAUUCAUUCAACAAUUUCCAAAUGAAAAUAGGGCUCAAUAUUGGUCCCGUAGUAGCAGGGGUCAUAGGUGCACGUAAGCCCCAGUAUGAUAUUUGGGGCAACACUGUGAAUGUAGCUAGUCGAAUGGACAGUACAGGAGUCCCUGAUAGGAUUCAGGUUACUACGGACAUGUAUCAGGUUUUAACCAUCAACAACUACCAACUAGAAUGCCGAGGGGUUGUGAAAGUCAAAGGUAAAGGAGAAAUGACCACCUACUUCUUAAAUGAAGGCCCGCCAGCAAGUUAACGACAGUGGGCAAGGAUGACUCCAUUGAUUCAAACACAAUAGCACGUUGGAGAAAACGUCACUGUUUCACAGUGAAUCUGAUCCCAAGGCACGGUUGAAUAUUUCAUGGGAUGCCUUUUUAGUAGGAUUGUGUGCGAAGGGUGAAAAAAAAGAAAAGAAACACAGCUUGGGCUGCCUAGCACACACUUCAGAAGUCACCUAGCACUGCUGCAGACCUUUUUUCCGAAGAUGAACGUUAAGUGAAUUGACCAAAGAUUUAUGCUUCAUAGAAAUGCGGAGACGAAGAGGUGGAUUUGAGAUCUUCGUUUGUGGCUGCUACGCAGGACUUAAAACUAUUUAAGUAUUUAUUUGAAGUAACACAGUGUUUUUACUUGGUGGAAGGAAAGUAUGAUUCAUCAACAAAAGGAAAACUAAAACGAACAGCAUUAUUUUGGAAAGGCUGUGCACUCCCAUACUAUUUCUGGUCUGUGCUGUCAGCUCCCUGAAUGUGCCACUGUUCUUAUAUUAGCUGUUUGAGUGGGCUUUUAAAAUUAAAGAUGUUGCUCUCACUGUAACUCUUUAUAAAGGGCCUUUUUUAUUAUGCCAUCGGUAAUAUUUUUAAAUGGAAAAAAGUUGCCUUGUUAUGUACUCUUGCUAUCCCUACCCUUACACAAAUGUGAGGCUUCCUCAUUUUAGCAAGAGAGGAGGGAGAGUAAUUGUUUAAAGCGAGGAAAAAGAAUUUUUUCAUAUGUAUUUAUUAAAGGAAAAGACCUAACUCCUACUGAGUGCAUUUUGGUUCACAGGCGAAAGACUUAGCUGUUAAAUCUUCCUGUUGGUCAGGGAGAUUUCUCUGAUAUGUGUGGGAUUAUUUGGGGAGGUUUUGUAUUUUGUAAUAUGGGAGACACUGACACUAACAAAUAUACCAAAAUUCUAUAUUUUGAGGAUUUUAUGUAUUAAAAUUUCAUCCCAAUUGUGCAAUCGUGAUCAGUUGUGUACCCGCUGUAAUGCAGUACACAUGACCGCUAUGUGAAAAGGUAGCAAGAGGGGAGACUCACAUGCAGCACUUAAGCAAGCACUGAACACCUGGUACAGCUGCUUUUAUUUUUGGGGUGAAGCAAUCUUGAUCCAUUCAUGCACACCUGACAUACAUUCCCUUCUCUGUCAUAAUCUGCCUGGGAGGAGAUGGGGGAACGGGAAGUCCAGGUUGGGCCUCUUCAGUCUGCAAGAGAGCUGAUCAGUGAGAAAUCUUUCCCCUGUUCUCUUUCUUAACUCAGCUGACCAGGGGAAGCCUCUUGCUGGAUGCGCACAAGAGUCGAAACUGGUGGCUGUGCAUCUUGGGAGGUGUACAUAAGUUAUAAAAAUGUGGGUGUUCUUUUUGUUCUUUUCAGAGUUGCAGACUUGGCAGUUUUCAAUUUCUGUACAGUCCAGGAAGCAAGCAGAAGCUUAAAAGGGGCUCCAGGAUAAAAAUUAAAAAUAAAAAUAGAUGAAGGUGAUGAAACUUAGGCUGAAAAACAAAAAGCAGGAACUAGCCCAGAUAAAAUUUAAGAUAAAAUGUAUCCCCAAUUUUGAAGUAGCUUUUGAAAUACUUUGGGAUAAAAACAAUUUCCAAUGUUCAAAGAACCGAAAGAACAAAUAUUAAAAUAUUUAAUGGUUUGUUCAAUUAAUGUGUAUCAAAUUGCUGUGGAAUGUCGAAUUGCUGUGGAAUCGAGAAAUGUUGCUAUCGUGAAGAGGUGGGAAAUUAAAUUCUACUUUCAAUUCAUUGUACAUGGCAUUUAGUUAAAAAAAGGCUUGGGAAGGUUUGGUUGGGUUUGUUUUUUUCCUGUAACCAAACAAAAUUGACUGCGGAUGCUGGGAUGAUCUAACAAUUUUUAAGAAAAGGAGUGACUGAUACGCAUUUAUAAAUGAGUUCAUCAUGAAUUUUCAAUGCCCAUGCAUUUUAUUAAAAUAUUAAAAGUAUAGAAAGCAUAUAUUUUUAUAUUUCAGUGUAGGAAAGGAAUUUAUAUUAAGCCUAUCUCCAAAAUGAUUAAAAACUUUUGACAGAUUUUUUUCCAUUUUACAAAAUAGAUUUGUAGUAACAUUAAUAAACUGUAUGCCUAUGACAUGAGAGAAGGGGCUCUGAUCUUUGAUCAAGAAAUUAAAUAUAAUCCACGUUCUUAAUUUAUUAAAUUGCUUAACAUAAUUCUUAAGUGGAGCUCUUUUAAACAAGAACCUAGUAGUAUCUUAUUUCUCUUGGGUAUGUAGGUUUCCCUUCCAGUAAGGCACAUCCUGGAACAUAAUACAGCCCGAUUCUAGAAAACUGCCAAGUUUGUCCUUGUACUAUAUGUUUUUUUAACCUUUAAACAAAAUCUGAUUUCCAAAGGUCUUUAAUUUACAUGGUACUGCAGCUUGUUCAUUAUCUUCCACCCUUUCUUUCUGGCAUCAUUUACCACUUCCAAAAUUUAAUUAAUAGCACAAUAUAGGAUCAUUUUUUAAGUUGGCCUCCUGCUUUGAAGUGUGCAUUAACAUUUGAGCAGACCGCCUUGCGCAAUUGUGUUGUCAAUGAAAUUUUCAGUCGCCUGUAUCUCUGACUGUGAUUGUUGACUGUGUCAUGAUCAUUUCAAGGGGUAUGCACUCUUUAUUCUGGCUCUUGCAAGAUGAAUACAGUUAGGAUUUCCCAUGGAAAUUGCAAUCUGUUUAAUUUAACAACUAUAUUAAACACUGUUUCACUUGUCAGUCUUUUCUGAGUUUUUAUUUAUUUAUUAUUGGCUCAUAAGAAACAAAGAAGUUUGUCACGAUGCGUUAAAAUGACAACUGGACUUUAGUUUGAUGAUCUCCCAAAUAUUUUUACAAGGUGAUAUAGUGAACUAGACAGAAAUGCAUGAUACCCAAGUAUGCUUUUGGAGUAGAAAGAGUGUUUAGGCAAAAGAUUCAUGCAAAAGAUCGUAACAAAAACAUUGCCAUACCCAUCAGGUGGACAUGGAAGCAAUGGCUAUUCGUCUCUGGGACAAAGAAAUCAAAGCCUGAAACUGAACUUUAUAGGAACUUAAAAGGGGGACUAGUAUCGUGGGAGGACAGGCCAGUAGCCCUUCCUGUAUAUAAAUGCAAUGCACUUUGCAUUAAAUGGCAUCCCUACAGUGGUAGGAUUCAAUUUUUUUUACUACUGGUUCUGUGGGCGUGGCUUGGUGGGCAUGGCAGGGGAAGG